Molecule: messenger RNA, 1212 nt
Organism: Cryptomeria japonica (Japanese cedar)
Lineage: Eukaryota; Viridiplantae; Streptophyta; Pinopsida; Cupressales; Cupressaceae
Exons: 3
Coding region: 240-689 (149 amino acids)
Source: RefSeq, a predicted model, not a curated record
CUUGGUUGGGGUCUGCAUACUCCAAAAGACCUGAAGCAGAGAAGAUUGUUUGCAUUGUUUUUGAUGAAGGGUUCACCAAAAGUGGAGAGGAGUUGACUGCGGUAAGUAACAAACACAAAAGUAAAGUUUAUACAAUCUUGUCUAUUUGCUGAUUUUAUUUUUUAGGGGUUGAUUUUGUACUAAUUUAAAAUUUGUUUUAAUUUUUUUAGGUGACAGAACCUUUGGUAAGGGUUCUUCGUAUGGUGGAUGGAGAGGGCAUGCCAGUGGGUUUCAUUUAUGAGGCCAUGGAUAGGGCCAAAGAGGCCAUUUCACAUUACUAUCGUGGAAAUACAAGAAAAUGUGAAAUCUUUUGGCGCAUCAUUGAUCGUAGGUGGACAAACCAACUCCACCAACCGAUACAUGCCUUCGCCUACUUUUUGAACCCGAAAUUCUACUUCUCUGAUUCAUUUAGGGCUGAUGAGGAGGUCAUGGCAGGUGUUAUUACAUGCAUUGAUAAGAUGGCACCUGAUCCUGAGUUGAGAGACAAGGUUCUUGAUGAGUUGGAGAUCUACAAAAGUGCAGAGGGGAGACUCUUCUCAUCACAACUAGCAAUUGAUAGGAGAGGAAAACAACAACUAGAUUUAUGGUGGGAGAAUUAUGGUGCCGACACGCCUAAUCUUCAAAAGAUAGCUAUCCGUGUUUUGUCUUAGCCAUGCAGUGCUUCUGGGUGUGAACGAAAUUGGAGUGUCUUUGAGAGCAUUCACACAAAGAAGAGAAAUAGAUUGUCACAAAAGCGGCUCAAUGAUCUAGUAUUUGUUCGGUACAACCUUCGCCUUCGAGUUAGACAGGUGGAGGGUGUUUCACAUGAGGCCAUUGACUUGGAUGAAAUUGAUCCAUAUGGUGAUUGGACCAUGAAUGAACAAAAUGAUGGUGAUGAUGUCUUCCUUACCGAAGAAGAAAUUGCAGAAAUAGAGAGAGGAGCAGCACAAGAUGCAGAAGGAGCAAGAUUGGAUGAAAUGGAGGAUGAAGAUGAGGACGAAGAUGAGGAUGAUGAUGAGGACUUUGACUUUGAAUAAGAGUCAUUUCACCAUUUAGAUACCACAACACCCACUGCUACUACUUCUAGCUCAAGGCUUGAAAAAUUGAGCUAUAUUAGGAAAAAUACAAAGAGGAAGAUGUAGUCUUCUCUUUGGUUUGUUCAUUCACAUUGUUGUUUUUCACAUUUGGAGUUGG